Molecule: messenger RNA, 1575 nt
Organism: Frankliniella occidentalis (western flower thrips)
Lineage: Eukaryota; Metazoa; Arthropoda; Insecta; Thysanoptera; Thripidae
Exons: 5
Coding region: 1-1575 (524 amino acids)
Source: RefSeq, a predicted model, not a curated record
AUGGCGGCACUCCGCGCCAAAUUCAAAUGGAAAAACCAACCAGUAACGAAUAGUGAUCGUUACACUCAUAUUGUCGAUUACUUUUAUGACUAUCAAAUAAGAUCCCUUAUAGAGAAGGUGUUGGAAACCAAAUAUCAAGUGACUGACUAUUGGUAUCGUAUUGAAUACCAACAUCGCGGAAGCCCACAUUUGCAUGGAAUAUUUUGGAACAAAGAUGCACCUGACGUAUCAAACAUAGAGAAUGAAUCUGAAGAAUACAUAAUGGAAGUCAUUAAAUAUUUCUCAGACUUGGUUCAGGCAUGGAAUCCAAUAAUUAAUCCUAACAAAUUGAACAAAGGAACAAAAACAAGAGAAUGCAGAUUCAAAUUUCCAAUGGAAAUGCAAGAGGCUGCAACACUGAACAAAACUGACGACCAUAAUGAAUUUGUAUUUAGACCAAAGAGGAAUGAUCCUCAUCUGAAUAAAUUUAAUGCGUUUUUGAUUCAGUUAUGGAGAGCUAGCAUGGAUAUAUCUCCUGUAAUUUCAAGAAGAGCACUGCUUGCAUAUUUGACCAAAUACAUAUCCAAAUGUGAAGUUCAGUCUACAACUCUCAAGGAAAUAUUCACAACCACCUGUGAUUUACUGGAUAGUGAUCUGGCUGCGAAAAAGGUUAUUCACAAAGUGUUCAUGAAGUCGUGUGCAGAGAGGGACAUUUCAGCGCAGGAGGUCUGUCACUCCCUUUUACGUUUAAAACUGCACUCAGCAGGCGGUCGUCAGUUUGUCAUAGUGAACCUGUCGGAGAAAAAGUGGCUACAACUUCAACAACUUGAUGAAGAAUAUCAAGGCAAUAAACAUGGAAAGAAUACUGUAGAAAAGUACAUUGACCGUCCUAAUAGACUGGAGAAUAUUGCACUAUGGGAUUUUGCCAAGAAUUUCAAUGUCAACAGACUCAGUAAUGUCAAUAAGUCUAAUAUUGUUAGAGUUUUUCCAAAAUUAAAGAAAAAUGAUGAUGAAACUUUAAAUGAAGAGUACUAUAAACAACAAGUGCUGCUCCACUUACCCUGGAGAAAUGAAUGUGACAUCAAGACUGAAAAUGAAACAUGUCAUGAAAUUUUUGAGGGACACAAUUUAAGUAAUAUUUUACAACGUGUCAACAAACUAGAUGUUGAAGAAAAGAAUGAUGUUGAAGAUGAGUAUGAAUCAUCAGAAGAGUCCAGUGAUGAUGAGGGAGACAAUAUCCUGAAGGAGUUGCUGUCAUCUCGAUUAGGUCCGAAAUCAGAGAUACCUAAAAUUAGUCUUGGCAAUCGAGAAGUAGAUAAAAACUAUAAUUGGACUGACUCCUUUGCAAAUUAUGAAGAAUGUGGUACCAUCAUAGAUUUUGAAAACUACAUUGAUGAAAUGAAAAAAAAAGAAGAGCAAAAGGAUGUUGAUAUGGAUGCUUUACCUGACAUAAAUUUGAGUAAUGACCAAAGAGAAAUAAUUGACAUAGUCACAACAGCUAUAAACAAGAUGAAUGCAUCUGUAAAUAACACAUGCAGUAAUACCUUCCUGAAAAGAAUAAUAGUACAAGGAAAAGCAGGUAAAUAUACUAAUUAA